AUGAGCCAGUCUAGUGGUAAUCCUGUUUUGAAAGCUUCAGAUAUUUCUGAUGAUAUGAAGGAAGAUGUGUUUGCCAUCAGCUUAGACGCCAUUGAGAAAUGCCAAUUGGAGCGUGAUAUUGCAGCUUCAAUCAAGAAACAUUUGGAUGUAAAAUAUGGCAAAACAUGGCACGUAAUAGUUGGCAAGAACUUUGGCAGUUACGUUACGCAUGAGAAGGGCCACUUUAUGUACUUUUACGUUGGUCCUUUAGCGUUUUUGGUGUUCAAGACUGCUUGA
This is a messenger RNA of Torulaspora delbrueckii, 276 nucleotides long. It is a transcript of the gene DYN2, whose product is annotated as dynein light chain. The transcript has 3 exons. Lineage: Eukaryota; Fungi; Ascomycota; Saccharomycetes; Saccharomycetales; Saccharomycetaceae. The coding region runs from base 1 to 276 and encodes 91 amino acids. Gene Ontology annotation, cellular component: cytoplasmic dynein complex. Gene Ontology annotation, biological process: cilium assembly; microtubule-based process. The record is from RefSeq and is a predicted model, not a curated record. Gene Ontology annotation, molecular function: dynein intermediate chain binding; dynein light intermediate chain binding.